Molecule: messenger RNA, 1257 nt
Organism: Cololabis saira (Pacific saury)
Lineage: Eukaryota; Metazoa; Chordata; Actinopteri; Beloniformes; Belonidae
Product: C-type mannose receptor 2-like
Exons: 6
Coding region: 78-1115 (345 amino acids)
Source: RefSeq, a predicted model, not a curated record
CUGAGAUUCCAAAACACUUCUAUAGCUUAACAACUUGCAUUAAAAGUCAGUGAAUCCCCUCCAGGUUUUUGAGAUAUAUGUGCUCAGUGCUGAGAUCCCAGCAAACGCACAAGCUGGAAGCAACAGCUGGACCUUCUUUCCUGUUCAGGAUGAGCGUAGUGCUACUGCUGGUCCUCACAUCCUCAGGGCUUUCUGUCUCGUCGAUGAGCAUGUUUAGAGAGUACCACCACAUGAAGACCCCAAAGACGUGGGCUGAAGCUCAGAGAUACUGCAGAGAGGCGUAUGCUGACCUGGCCACUGUUGAAACCCAACAUGAAAACAACAACCUGCAACGUGCAAUCCAGAAAAAUGGGAGAUUUGCAUGGAUUGGGCUUCAUGAUGACGUGUUCAGGUGGAAAUGGACAAUGGGUGAUGAAGACUUCAAUUACGAUCACAAGAACUGGAAAGAUGAUGGCCCUAAAAAUCUAAACUCCAGCGAGAGCUGCGUGGUGAUGACAAAUAAAGGGGUUUGGCGUGAUGAAAUAUGCGAAAAAGAACGUCCUUCAGUCUGCUUUUAUGAACCGGGCCCUUCCAAGUACAUUUUAGUGGAAACGAUGAUGACUUGGCAAAAGGCUAAGGAGUACUGUAGAUCCAGGUACACUGAUCUCGUCAGAGUGAGGAACGCAAGAGAGAAUGAAGAAAUCAACCAAAUGCUGAGACGGAAUGCCUGGAUAGGUCUCCACAGAGAUCUCUGGUCUCCCUGGUCCGAUCAGAGCCCCACAAACUUUACAAACUGGAAUGAGGGCCAGCCAGACAACAGCGGCCCAAACAUGACCUCGUGUGCUGCAGUCAACACAAGCACGGGAAAGUGGUGGGACGUUGACUGUGAGGAAGAGCACGAGUUUAUCUGCCAAACCUUAAUUCCACCAAGGACCAGAUUCGUGCUGCGGUUCCAGUCGGAGGCUGAUCUGACUGAUCCUGACAUUCAGCAGCAGAUCCUGGAGCAGCUGCAAGCCAAGCUAGAGGAGGCUCAUGAAUUAACAGAGCUCAAACUUCGCUGGAUUCAGGCAGAUGAACAGACUUUUCACAAGAAACAGAAGAAGAAACAAGGGUCAGCAAGCAGAGCUGGUGACUGAGCGGACAUCGUCCAUUUUCCACAGAAUUAAUUGUCCCUGCGGAAAAUUGGUCCAUUCUCAACCGGGAGCGACUGCAUGUAGUUAAAAAAUACCAGUGAACAUUUUAAAUGCUUUUCUGUACAUCUACUCCAUCUAAUGCUAA